CAAAGCCAUGAACCCUCCUCCCUGGGCAUGUGGGUGUGGGUGUGCUUGCCUCUUCGUGUGUGGUGUGACAUCACCACUCCCCUCCCUCCCUGUCCUGUAUAGAUUACAAGGGGACGCUCUGGAGGUCCGUCAUUCAGCAGCUGAGCAACUCUUCUACACCUCCAGCAGCAGCAGCAGCAACAGGUUUCACUGUAGUCGUCCAGCAGCAUCCAUCCGACCCCUCGUCCAGAGACCCCGAGACCCAGGGAUCCGUCAUGGCCGUCUCUGCGCUCCUCCGCCCCUGCUUCCUCCUCCUCUUCGCGGCCGGGAUACUACUGCUCUCCCUCUCCUCCGCACAGAGAAUCAGAGUGAGAAGACAGAACAUGAAGGUUCGGAUCAAUGCCACCGGCGACACCAUCGUUCUGAAGUUUCUUAAGCCAAACCCUGACACCAAGCUUGAAGGCUACAUCCUGGGCUAUGGUUCUAGCAUGUUCUCCAAGCAGUUCAUCCAGCUGCCAGAGAAUGGAGUACCCUACGAGACAGAGAUUGAUGCUGAACCCAAGUACCUGGUUGCCGUUCAGCCAAUUCCAACCAAUGAUGUGAAGAAGCAAUGCACAGGCAAGGUAAACCUGGACAAACCUCUUCAUCUGGUGAUCGGCUCGGUUACGCCCACCUCAGUGCUCCUGUCUUGGGGAACAUUACUGAAGACCCCUUAUGAGGGAAACAUCAUGAAUGACUGCCUUGAGGAUGGGCACUACACAAUCCGCUACAGAGAAAGGAACAGGAAGUGGAUCUAUCAGACCUGCCCCACCAGCGACACAGUCAUUGACAACCUAAAGCCCAACACAGCCUAUGAGUUUGGAGUCCGCCCCAACAAAGAUGACCGCAGCGGCAUGUGGAGCAAACCCAUCAUUCACAACACCAACAUGGGAGACAAAAGCAUGCAGAAACCUUACAAGCACAGCCGGACCCCCAAGCCUGUGAACCCGAUCCUGUCCGGACAUCGCGCCCUCUUUAACCCACGGCAUGCUCUGCUCAACGUGUCCAAGCAGUCCACGGACCUCCAUUCUCUGCACACAAACCCAGCCUUUCCUGGAGCUCCAAGAACUUCUUUUGCGCCUCCCCCGGUCCAGCAGGAAACUGCACUCACCCCCUCAUCCAAAGAGCCAAAAUGGCCUCAGCGCCCCUUGGAUUCAGACAGCCAUGCUAGAAAUGCCUCCUCUGAGCUGGGUGGGAUUUCUCCUGCCCUCCCCAAUCUCCCGUCUACCCAACCCCCUCGUGACACCACCACUACCACCGCUACCACUACUACCACUCAGUCCCCCUCCGGCGGUGACCCGAAGCGCGGCCUCUCCCAGACCAGGGCACCUAUUGCCACUCACAAGCCUCAUAGUUCUCCUGGUAAAACCUUUCUGAGACACCCAAGCUUGUCUGUUCCACCCAAACCCUUCGAUUCCAUUGUAGCAGUGAACGGCAGGAACCAGACGGCUGUGGGCAGAAACCCUUUCUCUCCCUUCUUUAACGGCAUGCGGCCUCCCUCUUUCCCCAGGGCCAACGACUCGUCCAGCAGAUUUGGGGUGAACGGAGAGCAUCACAAAGGAUUCUCUUACCCCAAACCAGUCAUGUGGUCCAGAACCAGAAUGGCUAAUAACUCCCUGUCUGAGGACGUAUCUCCAGUGGCUCACAGUGACACCGGACGCUCACGAGCUCCUGUUGUGGAGCAAUUCUAUGGCUCCCCCGCUCGGCCUCCUAUCUCCCCUAAUAAGAAGACCAACAUUGUGGGCAAACCUACUGGACUGGAUAAGACGAUUGACCUGAGGCAGGCCAUUCUGAAGCCAAAAGUGCCCCCUGUGUCUGCAAAGCCGACCAAACCCAAAACAACGUCUUCCCCACUGAACGCAACACGGUUUGAAACGUGGGAGAACUCCUCCGUCUUCAGCUCCAUUCCAGCAUCCAAAGUCGACGCCAUGGGCAAGGAACGCUUCAUUGCUCCUCACGUGGUGUACAAGACGGAUAAGAAACCGGACGAGCCAUGCUCAAUUACCACAUCUCUGAGCUAUUUCCCUGAGGAGGAGGCCAUGGAGACAAAUGUCACCGGUCCACCCCGCACCGCUCCAUCCAACCUCACUGUGGUGACUGUGGAAGGUUGUCCCUCCUUCAUUAUCCUCGACUGGGAGAAAACGGACAAUGAAACCACAGAGUACGAGGUCAUCUCCACAACGAAAGGCCCAGAUGGUGAAAAGGUGUCCAUCCUGACCACCAACCAAACCCACACGGCAGUGGAGAACCUCAAGCCUGAGAGCAGUUACGAAUUCAAGGUUAAGCCAAAGAAUGAGCUCGGGGAGGGACCACCCAGCGAACCAGUGUCCUUCAACACGGAGUCUGCGGAUCCCAGAGUGAGUGAGAACGUUUCAGGUAAAGAUGCUAUCUGGACACAGUUCCCUUUCAGGACGGAUUCGUACUCCGAGUGCAACGGCAAGCAGUACGUGAAGAGGACGUGGUACCGCAAGUUUGUCGGCAUUCAGCUCUGCAACUCACUCCGAUACAAGAUCUACCUGAGCGACUCACUCAAUGGUAAAUUCUACAACAUCGGGGACCAGACGGGUCACGGGGAGGACCACUGUCAGUUUGUGGACUCCUUCCUGGAUGGAAGAACUGGCACGCAACUGCCUGCAGACCAGCUCCCAGCCAGGACAGGUUUUUACAGAGCUGUGAGGCAAGAGCCAGUCCAUUUCGGCCAGAUAGGCGGCAACUCCCACAUCACUUACGUAGCGUGGUAUGAGUGUGGCACACCAAUCCCAGGCAAAUGGUAGAAACGCAAUUGGGUGUCAGUGCAGAAGCCUGAGGAGCAACUCUCAUUGGCUGGUGAAGGUCACAUGCUGUUUUUGUUUUUCACCAACGGCUUGGUGUCCUGUGAUACCUCAACUUCCAGCAACUUCAAGUCCAAACCUUGUAUUAUAAUGUACAGGAUUGAAGAGUCAGGGACUUUUAAUGAGUGCAUCUGUGUUAUGUAUUAUUAACGAACCGCUGUCUUAUUUAUCAUUACUAAGAAGUACAAGUUUAAAGAUGGAAAACUAGAACAAGAAACCACAAUGAGAAGUCUUUACUUCAGAUACAUUGAAGUUAAGAUUAGUAUAAAAAAAUAUGCUUUAAUAUUGGGAAGCUGGCUCCCAGAAAGUAUUUUGGUAUUUUGUGUAAUGUUAUUUAUCAGCGUUCAUGGUGACUUGUUUCUUGGCUUGCCAGUGAGUGAGAAGGGUUUGGGUUUUGAUUCAGCUCUUCAGCAAUAAUGGCUAGAUGGGUUCUCUCUAUUGUCAGAGACUACUGUGUAAACUUUACAGGUCUCUGGUAAGUCACGUACAGACUGAAACUCAUGUAUAACUAAACCUCUUUGCUUUAUUUUGUACUCAGCUGAAUCGAAGCGAGACCACAACAGUUGUUCGAGGUCACAACAACAUAGUAUGAAGACAUUUUCCAUUCAUUCAUCCAUGCAUUCAUGUCCUUGCUCACUCGGCCCACUCAUUUGCUCAUUAUAUUCAUCCGAAAGAAUGAAAGAAACCCUCAGAGGCCCUGUGCCACGUUUAGCGUCUUCCUUCGUAAGCCCUGCUAGGCCUGGUGGGACCUUACACUUGCAAUUUGCACAGCAUAAAUAUAUUUAUAUGUAUAUGGAGAGAAAGUAUUUUUUCAGUAAAUGUACGCAAGAAGAAAAAAGGUCUCUGUUUAUGCUCACGAACCACAGUUGACGGGGUUCGAGCCCACUGAAAGCAACAGGAACAGAUUUUUUGUUUUGUUCUGUUUUUUAUGGUUUCCAUUGUCUUUAGGGAAGCGUGUCUCCAAGUAUGUUUUGUACAGUCAUUCUCUGCCUUCUUCCCCCAGACAGAGGACAAUUAAUCAGUAUAUAUAUAUA
Molecule: messenger RNA, 3883 nt
Organism: Colossoma macropomum (tambaqui)
Lineage: Eukaryota; Metazoa; Chordata; Actinopteri; Characiformes; Serrasalmidae
Gene: abi3bpb
Product: ABI family, member 3 (NESH) binding protein b
Exons: 23
Coding region: 255-2792 (845 amino acids)
Biological process (GO): extracellular matrix organization; positive regulation of cell-substrate adhesion
Molecular function (GO): protein binding
Source: RefSeq, a predicted model, not a curated record